Meira miltonrushii is the source of this 1551-nucleotide messenger RNA. RefSeq names its product MFS general substrate transporter. Gene Ontology annotation, biological process: transmembrane transport. Gene Ontology annotation, molecular function: transmembrane transporter activity. The transcript has 3 exons. Gene Ontology annotation, cellular component: membrane. Lineage: Eukaryota; Fungi; Basidiomycota; Exobasidiomycetes; Exobasidiales; Brachybasidiaceae. The record is from RefSeq and is a predicted model, not a curated record. Bases 1 to 1551 code for a protein of 516 amino acids.
AUGUCAGCUCCAGAAACACUUAUUCGGUCUGCAAGUCCCGUCAGUACGGCAACCCAGACUAGAACACAAAGUAUCGAUAUAGAACAUGGAAAGGUUCAAGAAGAUAUCGAACCGCAUGAAAAGCAAAGCAACAGUGAAAAGGUAAUCAACGAUCCCAAUGAGGUUACAUUCCAAGAUGCACAUGACCGUGAAAAUCCUGCAAAUUGGUCUGAAAGGAAAAAGGCCACAGUUCUGAUCAUUACAUCUUUAGGCUCAACUGUGGUUACAUGUUCUUCAAGUGUCAUGUCAAGUGCAUCAGAAAGUCUUCAAAGGCAAUUUCAUAUCUCAAGAGAAGUCACUGUUUUGACAAUUUCACUUUUUGUUAUCGGUAUUGCCGUCGGUCCUGUUCUUCUUGGUCCGCUUUCGGAAUUUUAUGGUCGUCGUCCGAUCUACCUCAUCUCAUUCGCAGCAUUUUUUCUACUUCAAUUUCCCGUCGCAUUUGCAAACAACCUCCCUGUCUUGCUCAUCUUUCGUUUCUUGGUUGGGGCAGCAGGAAGUGCAUUCCUUGCAAACGUUGGAGGCUCAAUCAGUGAUAUGUAUUCUCCCAUUGAUGCAUAUAUUCCAAUGGCUCUUUUCUCUUCAAGUACUUUUCUAGGACCUGUUCUGGGACCAAUCAUCGGUGGGUUUGUCCAAGAGUUUUCAUCAAGAUGGCAAUGGAUGCUUUAUGCAUUGAUCAUUUGGUCAUUCAUUCAGCUUUUGGCACUUUUCUUUUUCACUCCUGAAACAUUGGCAAGUGUGAUUCUAGCAAAAAGAGCAAAAAAGCUGAGAAAGGAGACUGGCAAUCAACAACUCUAUACACAACAUGAACGUAAAUUGGCCAGUAUGACUCCACUGAAUGCGCUACUACAAAACGUGAAGAGAGUCUUUGUUUUACUCGCUCUCGAACCACUUCUCGUCCUUCUUUGCAUUUGGACAGCAAUCCUCUUGGGUAUCAUUUAUUGCUUCUUUGUCUUCUUCCCCGUUGUCUAUGCACGUCAUGGCUUCUCUGAAUACCAAAUCGGACUGGCUUUCCUCGGUUUGGGCGUAAGUAACGUGAUCGCUUUGCUCACCACCCCUUUCUGGAAAUCAAGAUUGGUCAAACAUUCCAAAUCCCGUGGAACUCCACCCACGCCUGAAGAUCGUUUGGAACCAGCAAUGGCAGGCUGCCUUCUUGCUCCUAUCGGUUUGUUCAUCUUUGCAUUCACAUCUUAUGCAAACGUACAUUGGAUCGCAUCUAUCAUUGGUUCUUGCAUUUUCGGUAUCGGAUUGAUCUUGAACUUCUUGGCAAUCUUCAAUUACACGGCAACGUAUUGGAGACCAGUCGCAGCUUCAGCACUUGCUGCAAACGCUCUUAUCCGAUGCUCUUUUGCAGCCGCAUUUCCACUCUUUGGUGUGCAAAUGGCCGAUCGAUUAGGAACUGCUGGUGCGGCUGGCCUUCUUGCUGGUUUGAAUGUCAUUAUGAUUCCUGUUCCGUUCGCAUUGUAUCAAUAUGGUCCCUGGCUAAGAACCAAAUCUCGUUUUGUCCAAGCGUAA